AACAAUCUCGCAAUAAUUAGACACUUUGUGUGAUAUUGCGUCAAAUUAUGAGUCAUACUUUGUUAUUUUCUUUUCUAGCUGUAAAUUCUAUUUAGCAGACAGUUCAACACUUGCCAUUGGUGUACUCUUUUUUUCGUUGGUUCUUCUAAGCUGCAUUUUCAUAUUCAUGCAGGCUUAUUAAUAUGGAAUUCAUUGUAAAAAAAUAGUUUAAAUGACUUGGAUUCAAAAUAUCAUCAAGAGAGAGUAUCAAUUUUUUUUUGUUUAUUUUUUGUAUUUUCAACGAUAGAAAAUGAAAAAAAAAAACAACGCAGCAUCGCCCUGCGUAACAUUGGAUUUGUUUUCUUUUUUCGAAUCCAAUAUGAAAUUACGACGUAAGGCGGAAGAAAAAAAAGAAAAACAAAAUGAGAAGAGUCAACAUCAAUAUAAUCCUAUACCACUGUGUUCAUCCAAUCCAGAAAGAGACCUUGUUAUGUUAGGGCCUCAUGGAAUUGAAGAGGUUACUACCAGGAAAAAAGAAACCAAUGCAUCAACGUUUAGCUUGGAUGUAGAAGACAAACUUUAUGCACCUUUAUGUGGAUCUAACAAAUUCAUGGUCAAACGUAAACGUAGUGUAAAUAAUUCACAAAAAAACCGUCAAGUUGUUCGUAAAACUGUAAAGCGCAACAGUAUAUCCACUACUCCAACAUCAGGAAUAUGUUCAUCGAAUUCGCCUUGUUCAAGUGAGAAAGUUAAUUUAGAAAAUAUACGCGAAAGUAUUUCACAAGCGGCUAAAGAACAUUUUGGUGUCACAACCUUAAGUGAUUUUCAAAUCGCCUCUAUUGAAGCGAUUUUCAAAGGAAAAGAUGUUUUUAUUAUCAUGCCGACAGGAGCAGGAAAAUCCUUGUGUUAUCAAUUACCACCACUCAUGCAUUACGCGAAAAAUCGUUUUGUUCUCGUUGUUUCUCCUUUGAUUGCCUUGAUGGAAGACCAAGUUCUUUCGUUAACUCAAAAAAAUAUCCCUGCUAUAAGUUUUAGCCGAGCACCUAAAUCAACAUGGAAUCGAAUUUGCGAUGGACAUUAUCGUUUAGUGUAUUGUAGCCCGGAAUUUAUUGAACUUCAUUUGGAUCAAUUAAGUGCAAUGUUUUCCAAGAAGAUAUUGUUCAUCGCGAUAGAUGAAUGUCAUUGUGUCUCGGAAUGGGGUCAUCAUUUUAGACCAAGCUAUAGAGGACUGGCUCGAUUACGAAAGCAUUUUCGAAAUACCUCUUUUAUGUGUUUAACUGCAACCGCCACAUGUGACGUUCGAACAGAUAUCUUGCGUACAUUUAAACUACGACCUUCUUCUACAUUACAUUUACGAGGUACUAUUAAUCGACAAAACAUAUUUUAUUCUGUAUAUCAGCGUCGCGGCACCAUUCUUGACGAUUUUAAAACCUUGUUUCAAUUAGAAAAGUCAACAACUUGCAAGCGCCCACCUAUUGACAAUUCUUGCGUGGGGCCUUAUUCAUCUACUUUAGUUUAUGUCACGACGAAACAAGAUGCAGAGACAGUCUCCGAAACUCUUAAGACUGAAGGAUUAUCAUGCGCUGCAUACCAUGCGGGUUUAAGCCCUUCAAAACGCUCGACUAUUCAUCAUAAAUUUAUGGCAGAUGAUCUUCAAGUUGUCUGUGCAACGGUGGCGUUUGGUAUGGGGAUUGAUAAGCCAGACGUUCGACGAAUUAUACAUUGGUGUUUACCUUCCUCAUUAGAGUCAUAUGCUCAGCAGUCUGGUCGUGCAGGUUGUUUCAAAACGUAUAGAUUGUUUUUGAAAAUUACACUUGCUUCAUUAGGUCGUGAUCGUGUCAUGUCUGAGGCUAUUAUUAUAUGGUCAGACAAAAAUGUGGCCAAGACUCGUCAUAUCCUGCUUCAACAACCGGAGACAGGACAUUUAUCAGAGCGUUAUAAACAACACUUACUUAAACUUUUUGACACUGUCUUAGAGUAUGUCAAUCUUGAAACAAAAUGCAGACGAGAAUUUUUACUAAAUUAUUUUGGAGAUACAGUUCCUGAUGUUCUAGAAAAAUCUGUCGUAACAUUAGGAGUCUGUGCGAAAGUUGCCUUAGAUCAGAAUACGGUAGUAACGCGUUGUGAUCUUUGCGAUACUUGUUGUAAAGAUCCGUCAGAAAAGAAUCUUCAAAUUGUUAGCCUCGAUUUUACGGAAGAAGCUCAAAUUAUUAUGAACUGUAUUUUAGCAUGUAAAGAGAGAACGGGUGUAGCACUUCCCUGUAAAGUUGCAACUGGUAGUAGAAGCAAGGAUAUACUAAGUCGACAUCUUGAAAAGACUUCUGUUUUCGGUAAAGGUUCAUGUAAAUCGUUUGAGUGGUGGAAAAAAUUUCUUAAUUAUCUUCUUUCUAAAAAGUUUAUCGAAGAAAAGCUUGUUCAAGGAGCGAGAGGAGCUAAGGGUCAAAAUCAUUAUCUUGCUAUUAAAUUAACAGCUCAAGGACGGAACUUUUUGAAAGGUCAACAAAAGUUCAUUGCUACCAAUCCUCCACUGGCUUUAUUAACUUAUACAAAACGAAAAAUCACCAGUAUAAACGAUGAAAAUUUCAAUAAAGUACCGCCUGAUUCGAAGGAUAUAGAACAAAAACAAGCUGAAUUACGUCAGCAAUUAAUGAAUUUACGAUUGAUUCAAUCAAGAGAAAAGUCGUGUGCUCCUUAUAUGAUUCUUCCAAUGCCUUCUAUUGAAUUUAUUGUGCGAUUACGCCCGUCAACAUUGGAACAUUUAUUUCGUUACGUUCCACAAAUUCCAUCCCUGUGCUCAGUGCUUUUUCUAGAAAAAGUUAUACAAACUGUAUGCCAGUGGGCGACGCAGUAUAAUUUACCGCAAAAUCUUGUGAUACACGAUUCCUCUAUGCUUCCAAAUUUUUAUCAAGAAAACGCAAAAGAAGAACCUGUAUGCUAUUCAGAUGAUACUUUAUCAAAUGACUCUGCAGACACUUUUACGCCUUGUCUUAACACAGAAGAAACCAAUACUGUCUCUCAAAUUUUGGAGAACACGAGUGAUUCACAAGACGACAAACAACUUUCUUUAUCAUAUGAACUUUCCCAAAGCGACAUCGCCGAUUUUGAUCAAUUGCUUCCUGUUAAUUUUUAA
This is a messenger RNA of Hylaeus volcanicus, 3109 nucleotides long. Its product is annotated as ATP-dependent DNA helicase RecQ-like. Bases 290 to 3109 code for a protein of 939 amino acids. The transcript is spliced from 14 exons. Gene Ontology annotation, molecular function: 3'-5' DNA helicase activity; nucleic acid binding; ATP binding. NCBI's taxonomy places the organism in Eukaryota, Metazoa, Arthropoda, Insecta, Hymenoptera, Colletidae. Gene Ontology annotation, cellular component: nucleus; chromosome; cytoplasm. Gene Ontology annotation, biological process: double-strand break repair via homologous recombination; DNA replication. The record is from RefSeq and is a predicted model, not a curated record.